AUGGAUUUAUAUAAACAUCAUGCAAAUAAAAAACGAAAACUUAGUAAAUCAAAAGAACAUGAAAAAGAUUUAAAAAGAAAAGACAAUAAAAAUAAUGAUAAAUCAACUAGUUGGUUUGGACAAUGUUGUUCUUCGAGAAAACACAAUACAACACCGAUUAAAAACGAUAAAAUAUUUGAAACAUCUAUGAAAAAAAUUCCAUUGGAACAUGAAAAUAUAAAUAUACAAUUAAAACCUAAUUUAUCAAUACAAUCUACUUCUAAUGAAAAAGUUUCGAACAUACAAAUGACAUAUGUAAAACGAUCAUCCUCAUAUAAUGAAUUUACGUUGUGUCAAAAAGCAUUUGAAUCAUACAAUGAUGUUUGUAUUGAAUGUACUGUUCAAUAUGGACCUGAUUCAUGGGAAGAUAUUCAUGAAAGUUUUCAAAAUUCAAACAGACAAUUAUAUGAUAAUAAUAAAUCUAUAUCAAUCGAAGAACUUGUCACAUUUCUGGACAAGAAAAUCAAUGAUGAUGAUCUUAAUAGGUUCUCUACAAAAGAAAAAUUCAUCAAUAAAACAUUAAAUCCUGUAAAAAUCAAUGUAAAUUCGUUUAUCAAUGAUAUUAUCGGUGAUGGAGUUGAUCGGGUGUCCGAUAUAAUUACAAUGAUGUCAACUCAUCGUAACAAACAAAAUGAACUUAGAAUAGAUAAAAAACUAUUGACAAAUACAGAAAAUAAUGUUCAACUAAAUGAAUCAAAUAAAACAUUAUUUGAUUAUGAAAACAGAAUACAAAAUCUUGAUAGUAUUAAACCACGUCAAUAUCAAUAUUCAGGACUUGUGUUUGAAAAACAAAACUUAAAAACAAUGUCCCCAUUGUAUUAUCAUUCAUCGAUUGAACUCUCUUUAGACAAUACAUCAUCAACAAUCACUCCAGAUGAUAACUACUGGGAUUUAUCUUCGAACAAGACAAAUAUUGAUCAAGAAAAAGUACUCAAUAAAAAAAAUUCAUCACAAAAUCAAGAACCUUAUAAUUGGAAUGAUCAAGAAUAUCCAUGGUCAUCAUCAUUCGAUUUAUCUCGAAGAGAUCAUUUGGUUGAUAACUUCUUGCAUGAUCAAUCUAAGCAAACAGUAAUAAAUGAUGAAGAUAACUUUUUAUGGGAUAAUGAUAUUGAUGAUGACUGUUCAUACACAAUAGCAUCAGUUUUACAAUCAAAUAAAACAAAGAAAGCACAAUCAUAUACGAAUGAUGUUCAAAAUUCAAAUCCAUCAUUCGAUAUUCUCAAUCAACAAGAAACUUUGUCGACAUAUGAAUCUCGUGAAAAUGCUGAUAGAAUAAUAGAUUUUGAAAAUAAGAACGAAUAUAACUCAGAAAAAAUUUAUUCUGAUGAAUUCAAAGAUCAAAAUCUUACGACCGGAAAUCAACAACAAACAUCUAUUACAAAUUUAGUUGCAAACAAUAAUUUAUUAUUAAUAAUAAAUUCUACUCAUUCUUCAGAAGUCAUUCGAGAUAAAAUUCCUAGAAUAAAUUCAUUAAGAUUAAUGACAAUAAAUAACGAUGUUUCAAUUUCUUCUAUUCAUAAUGAUGGAUCAUUUUCAAAAAAGAAUAUUUCAAAUCUUCAUAAACAGCAAUCAUUGUCUCCAAUAGAUCAAGAAUAUGCAUUCAUACAACAAAAUGAUCGAGUUAGUGGAUCAUCUGUUAGUGAUCUUUUCAAACAAAUUCAUACUACAAAGAAACAAAAAUCAAUCGAUUUAGAUUCAAUUAAUACUGCUUACUCCAUACCUGUUUCAGUACAUUCAUCAGUAUUAUUAGAAACAGUAGAAGAUCAAUAUAAUAAACAUAAUGUUCAAUCAUUACGAACAACGUUAAGUGAAGAUUGUCAUUCAAUUUCAUCCAAUACCAAAAAAAAACAACAAAAAAAUAUUACAAUCAUAGAUACGAAGGAUGAAACUCUGUCAACUAGCAUAAAAUGUUUCCAAUUGGAUUCGAUCGAUAAACAAGAAAAACAAUUGUUAAAUACUGAAAUUAAUAGUAACAUUAAUCAAUCUCGGUCCACAUACGAUGAUAUAAUAAAUUCUUGGCGACGUUUACUUGAACGUUUGCUAGGUUUCAUAUUACCUUAUAUACGUAUUACUGAUAAUAAUAUGAAUUUAUCUUCAUCUAUUUUAUCAUCUGAUACUCAUUCAUGGUCAACAUUGAUACCAAGAGAAACAAUUAAUAUGACUCAAUCUGAUAAUAUUGGUCCAUGGUGGGGUCGUCGUGAUACUUACGAUCAAACUCCUGCUACAUUUAUAUUCGCUAAUGAACCACUAAAUACAUCGUAUUCAAUAGAAACAAUUGUUAGCAACAAACAAAUGUGCAUGUCUAUUGAGAAUAGACAGUGCUACUCUAAAUAUUAUAGUUAUCCGAAUAUAUGUCACUGCUGUUGCAGUUCAUCGAUAACUAUAAACAAUAGUUCAUCAUCUUCGUAA
Molecule: messenger RNA, 2448 nt
Organism: Rotaria sp. Silwood2
Lineage: Eukaryota; Metazoa; Rotifera; Eurotatoria; Philodinida; Philodinidae
Source: the annotation of a GenBank genome assembly